ACCUGACCUUAGUCCAUCCAGAUCAAUAGGGAAGUGAGGGUGGAAAGAAGAAGAAGAGGAAGAAAAUAAGGGGCGCAACCGGAUCGUUUACACUGGCUGUUCCCGAGGAAAUAUAGACUUCCCUUGCUCGCACCUUUUGUCGCUCACAUGCUCACACUGUAAAAGUGGAUAUCGAGGCAAUUCCCCUUGCUUUGUGUGACUGCAGCAGACUUUUCCCCCCCUUUUUCCUACCGCCAUGUCUUUCCCGCAGCUGGGAUAUCAGUACAUCCGACCGAUAUACCCGCCGGAGCGCCAGGGGAUCGCCGGCAAUGCCCGGUCCGGGACAGAGCUCAGUCCGUCCGGCGCGCUCUCCAACGUCCUCUCCACUAUGUAUGGAUCUCCUUUCGCCGCAGCAGCGCAGGGCUAUGGAGCGUUUCUCCCCUACUCGAAUGAUAUAUCUAUUUUCAAUCAGUUGGGUGCUCAGUACGAGCUGAAAGACAGUCCCGGCGUCCAGCACCCAGGGUUCGCCCACCACCACCCUGCUUUUUACCCAUAUGGCCAGUAUCAGUUCGGUGACCCGUCCAGACCCAAAAACGCCACCAGGGAGAGCACCAGCACCCUGAAGGCCUGGCUCAGCGAGCACCGCAAGAACCCCUACCCGACCAAGGGCGAGAAGAUCAUGCUGGCCAUCAUCACCAAGAUGACCCUCACCCAGGUGUCCACCUGGUUCGCCAACGCCAGGAGGAGGCUAAAGAAGGAGAACAAGAUGACCUGGGCCCCCCGGAACCGCACCGACGAAGAGGGGAAUGUUUACUCCAGCGAUCACGAAGGGGAGGAGGGGGACAAGAGGGAGGACGAGGAGGAGAUCGACCUGGAGAACAUCGACACGGAAAAUAUUGAGAACAAGGACGACUUGGACGACCAGGACGACCUGCAUUCAGAUAUUAAACUCGACGGGAGGAGUGACUCUGAGAUUUCUGACGGCUAUGAGGAUUUACAAGGGCCCGACCAGAGGUUUCUAAAGGCGGUGAGCAAAGAGGGCAAAGGAGACGUGGAGAGAGGAGGAGAGCACUUCCACAGCCACCACCACCACCACCACCACCACAACCACCACCACGCGUCUUUGGACACCAAAGCGUCCCCGCCGAACGGGGACCAGCUCAAACUGAACCCGGUGUCCGUUAGCUCGCCGCCCUCAGAAAACAACCCUGCCCCGGCCCAAAAGCCAAAGAUCUGGUCUUUGGCAGAGACAGCCACGGCCCCUGACAAUCCGCGUAAAUCGCCACAAAUGAACGGCAGCAACUCCGCAGGGCCGGCCGCCCAGACCAUAAUCGCCCCCCACAGACUCAUCUCUUCUUGUCCCGUUGGGAAAAUCCAGAACUGGACGAACCGAGCCUUCUCGGCGCACCAGCUGGCUUUACUGAACUCGAAUCAUUAUCUGGGACUGGCGAACCAGGCCACUGCCACCGGCCUGGCCCUCUACAGCAGCAGGCAAACGGAGGACAAGAGUCAUAGUUCAGAGACUCCAGUCACAGGUACAUGUCCCCGACACUGAGACGCGCAUGUGUAAAAAUGACUACAAAAAAACAAAAGACACUAACCAGUCCGUCACCCGCCAUCCAUUUCUUUACCAUGUUCCCUCCGCCUCCUUUUAUUUUGUUUAUUAUCAUACUUUAUUUUAUUAUUUUAUUAUUAUUUUAAUUAUUUUUUUUUUUUGGUUGCCUGUUCAUGCGUUUUGUUUCCUCUUCUCUCUCGUCAGGCCACACAGAUGAACAGUGUUACAAUGUUAUAGCUUACAGAAUACAGUAUGUGUGUGUGAUGUGUGUGUGUGUGUGUGUGUGUGUGUGUGUGUGUGUGUGUGUGUGUGUGUGUGUGUGUGUGAGCGCACGUGUGUGUCUGUGUGAGCGUAAUGAAAACCUCAUCAGAAAAGCAUUUAAAAAAGACAAAAAAAAGUCAAAAAGUAAAAGAUGUAAAAUUGGGUGAAAACAGUUUUUUUAUUUUGUCCUGACCCUGGUGAUCUGUUUCCAUCCUCAUGAGAUAUUUAAGGCUCCCCCUCUUCACCCCCACGUGUUUGUAUUCAGUGGUUUACAUAAAACUCCUCAACCUCACAAGUAGUUUUAUUUUUUAUUUUUUUUUAUUUUUUACUGGAAAGCCAGGAUGGAUGGAUGGAUGGAUGGAUGGAUGGAUGGAUGGAUGGAUGGAUGGAUGGAUGGAUGGAUGGGAGCUCUGAUCAGUUCAAUGAAUGCGGGUUUUUUUUUUUUCGUUUUUUUUUUUCGUUUUAAUUUUCAUUGCCACAUUGGUUCAGAGAGAUCUUAGUGCCUUGGAUGCAGAGUGUUUAAAAAAGCUUUCCACCCAGUUCAAAGAUAAAGUGAGGCUGUCAGCUGAAUGACAUGUGGGGAUUUUUUUUUCUUUUUCUUUUUUUUUUUCCUGUUUGAUGCCAUAUCACAUUUUUUUUUUCUAAACGCCAUAUUUACCCAAAUUAGCUUUUUUUUUGGUUUUGUUUUGUUUCAUCCCUUGUGUUUGCGCCGCUUGUGUUUUAAUUUUCCCGUCUAAAAAAAAAAGAGAAAAAAAGAAAGAAAAAAAAAGGGAGGGGGGGCCUCUCUAUGUUACACUUUUACUUGUUUGGUCAUGCAAAUGAGCUCAAUGCAAAUUCACCACAGGCUCGUGUUUUUCUUUUAUGAAAGGCAAUUGUCACUUUUUUAUAUCACUUUGUGUUUUUAGCUCUUCAGGAGGCUAUUAUUAGUUUUAUUUUCUAGAUCACUCCACGUUUUUUUUUUUUGUUUUUUUUUUUUUACCCCUGUGUAAUUUCCAGGCCUUCUUCUUCUUCUUUAACCUCUCACUCAUCCUCUCUUCCCUUUUUUUAUUUGAAUAUGGAAUGUAAAAUAAGAAAUAAUACAUCUCUGUAUACUUACAUUGUAAGCAUGUCCUGUGUAAAACUGCUAAUGUAAUAAUGUAUGAACCUGUAGUCUGUGAGUUUUUUCCUUUUUUUUUUUUUUUGCUUUUUUUUUUCUCUUCCUUUUCUUUUUUGUAAGUUCUGUGAGGAUUUGAUGUUCAAAUGUUUUGUAUAUAAAGUUAAGAAUAUGUACAUACUUGUGAACCAAAUUGUACAAGAAAGUCUAUAUUUUGGCUAAUAAAUGAA
Molecule: messenger RNA, 3118 nt
Organism: Acanthopagrus latus (yellowfin seabream)
Lineage: Eukaryota; Metazoa; Chordata; Actinopteri; Spariformes; Sparidae
Gene: irx3a
Product: iroquois homeobox 3a
Exons: 2
Coding region: 236-1534 (432 amino acids)
Biological process (GO): cell development; regulation of transcription by RNA polymerase II; neuron differentiation
Cellular component (GO): nucleus
Molecular function (GO): DNA-binding transcription factor activity, RNA polymerase II-specific; RNA polymerase II cis-regulatory region sequence-specific DNA binding
Source: RefSeq, a predicted model, not a curated record